GUGAUAAGCACUUAGUGCUAGUGGCAGUUGAAGUGUGUGUGUCACUUAUAAUAAGAGUGCUAAGUUAAUGCACAAGUGGCACAAGUGGGAUGGGCAUAAUAUCCUGACUUGUUAUAACCAAUGAUAGUGGGUGUUUAUGACUGGUAGUGGAAAUUAUAAGUAAAUAAAAAAAAACAUUUUAUAGUGAUGUGAAAAGUGAAAAUUUUGGCAAAAUAUUAGUGAAUGUCACAUAUAAUAAUUUUGGUAAUGUAUCUUCUAAGCAGCUUAGAAUCACCUUUUCUUGGUGGUCAUACUGGCAUGUCAUACUAAUAUAAUAUGACCAGUGAGUUUUUUACUUAAAACACCCUUCAGAUAAAUAGAUUGAAGUUCUUAAAUUAUAAUGCAACUAUGCUGAGUAUUUACUAUAGUUUAUUGCGUGGAUUUAUCUGUGCAUGUGCACACACACAGGGCAAAUGAAAAGGUAAUAUAUAUACCUAUAAUGGGUAAAUCUUAUCUACUCGCCAGUUGAAGUGGUAAAAUGAGGACCUCCAGGCUGCGAUGCAAAAUUCUCCUGAUUAUCAUUAAUAGAUGAAAAAAGUUCCAUCUAAAUAAUCCUGGCCAAUAACACAAGGGCUUAAUGGCACAUUGGAGGUGAUAUAUGACGGGAUUACGAAUUAUGUAUCAUAAUGAUAGUAUAUAGGUAUAUUAAGUGAAAGUUUGGUUUGUCAAGAGUGAGAUCUCACUCAAGCCUUAAACAGCGAUAGGUAUAUAGGUAUUCACAGAAAUAACUAUAACUGAUUGAUCGAAACCUGUUUUAAACCGGUUUAUUUUUCAUCUAGUCAAACGGGAGAGCUGAAAACUAUUUUACCUGGUGAUAUAACGGGUUAACCAAGGUGCAAGAUUGCUUCACUCCGAGCGGAAUUCUUUUGAACAAGCGUAAGACAAGAUAACGAUGCCUUCCUCAUCUAAAAAUCUUAUUAUAAUCACAUUAUACUGUUGGUGUAGUUGUAAAUAUUGUCAUAAUCCCAAGGUUGGCUGCUCGUGGAUCUGAAUUAUUUGAUUUGAUGGCAGGAGGGUAAACGUGCUCUAUGAGUACAUGACCUACUAGAAGAAUAGUUCGCUAACUGACGCAUGUCUCGCAAAAACCUUCCCAAUGUGUUACAGUGUGUUACUUUUUGCAUGUAGAUGUAGGAUGGAACAAAGGCACUGAGUAAUCAAUCUGAAUAAACGGUACAGACCUAAGAAAUAGUCCUAUUAGCUACUAAGUAAACAGGGUGUAAUUUUAUUGCAGUAGAUUUGGAUAACUGACGAACAAGCAUCAAAUAUCUAGAGCAAAAUAAUUACCGAUCUACUGGUCGGAUUUAGUUGAAGUCAACAAUUUGUAUAAGUAGCUUUUGAUCGCUAUUCCGUACGGAUUUUCCAGUUCCCGUGGGAAUUUCGGGCAAAUCAUAAUUGCAACAAAGAUCCUCAGCUUUUACAAUAUAUUAAUAGAUUUUACACCCAGUAUAAUUUUCACUGCGCGUUGUAUCUUCGUAGUAUUAAGUAAUGUUUUUGAUACCUCAGAAUGCAUGUUACUACCAGAUUGGCAAUAAGUACUACUUAAACGGAAGAGUAAACAUUGACGAUGAGUUUAUGUUAGUACUUUUAAAUACUAACAUAAAAUGUUUGUACUUUUAAAUAUUUACCUUUGAGGUUCGUGGUUCCGACCUAGGGUAGGAGUGCACCAUAUCCUCCCUUCGGUUUUCGUACGAGGCGACUAAGGGACAACUAGCCUUGAUAGCUGAUAGAGGGUUUUCAGGCCGUUUUCAUGGCCGGUUAAAGCUCAGCCAAAAUUUUACGUCCUCUGUCUUGCCGGCGUCCUAUCUCCAAAUGAAACCGAAGAUGAGAGAGAAAUAUGAUUGAAAUCCCGUAUUAUCCCGUAUCUAAAAUUAGCCUAAUAAAAUUUAUUUUUUCUAGGAAAUUUACAGGUACCACUCCGUUCUAAGGAAUCUAUUGUGUAUUUGCAAUCAAGUGUGUUGUGAUUUGUGUGUUUUCGUGUGCAUUGCGGUAAUAAAUAUCUCUUUAACAAAACAGAAAAUAAAAAUCUUAAAAUUAUUCAAUUUUAAAAUUUUAUUUAAUUUCCUAAAGAUACCCUUUUUAGAAAAACCCCGAUGACCUAGAAUCAUGAAAUUUGGGAUAAAGUAAGGGCAUACUAUGCUGAUAUAGAAAAAAAAAUCAAAAAACCUAACGUGCCUAAAUGCCUAACGUUAACCCCAAAGAGGGUUAACGUUAGGCAUGCGGACGGUUAUAAAAUCACAGUCGAGAUUUCAAAAUUUUGUACGGAACCCUCGGUGAGCAAGUCUGUGGCACACAGAUUUUGUUUUUAUAUCUGUGGAGUCUACCUUAGAUAUUUAAAAAACCGGUCAAGUGCGAGUUAGACUCGCACACCGAGGGUGCAUAGUAUGCCCUUACUUUAUCCCAAAUUUCAUUAUUCUAGGUCAUCGGGAAGUACCCUUUAGGUUUUGAUUCUGACUCACAUAAAUGGCAUUAAUUACUCUUUAGAGUAAAUAUGUCUGUUUAUAGGCCGUUUUGUAAUCUUUGCAAAAAAUUAGAAAGCUCACGUCAACUCCAGUAGUCUAAUUUGAUGUAGGUACCUAUCACAGUAUUCGACUACUGCAAGUGAAAUAUAGUAAAAAAUAAUUUCACCAAGAGUUUGUUUUCAUAUUAAUAAUAAUGAACAUAAAGAAAAAAAAAAUAGGUGCGGCGACCUCGAGCAACCCUAAAGAAUGGGGGGACGAGUACCUGAUGGCCAUGAAGCGGGCCCACCAGCAAAGCAAUCGGCGUGUGGUGCCCAAGGAGAUGAAGUCUCCCAGGGAGCGGCGCCGACGACGGGAGUCUGAGAAGGAUUAUGUCAUGGAGGACAUGAGAGAAAGCGGCACGGUGUCGCAGGGCGCCAAGGUCAGCAACAUCGCAUCCAUGGUCCCUGACGAGAUCAUCUACUAUCCUUCGGACUACAGCGUCAGGAGUUACGAUGGAGCUCUCAUGUUUAUUGAUGUUUCGGGAUUUACGGAACUAUGUGAAUCCUACACGAAGCCAGGGCGCGGGGGCCCGUCCAGACUGACCCAGGUCCUCAACUCCUACAUCGGGGCCAUGGUCCAGGAGAUCAUGGCCCACAACGGCGACGUCCUUAAAUUCUCCGGGGACGCCUUCCUCUCCCUGUGGAAGAAGACUCCCAGGACUAGUAUGCAAGAGGUAGUCCACACGGCCAUUGACUGUGGACUCAUCAUUCAGAAGAAUUAUGGCACCUUUACCACUGAUAUCGGGGUUAUUUUGAAGGUAAAAGUGGCCAUCUCCGCGGGGCAUUCCCACUUCUCAAUAAUUGGCGGGGACACAGCGUCGUCCCAGGCCCACUACGUAAUGGUGGGCCAGCCCGUGUGGGACGUCAAGAUGGCGCAGUACAUGAGCACAGCAGGAGAUGUACUGACGUCAGCCAGCGCAUGGAUUUACGUCAACGAAGCAGAGUACUGCACGCAGCCGUGCGGCGAUGGGAGGCAUACUAAGGUUUUGGGCGUGGGUGCUACAUGGAAAAGAGUUGAAAACGGACAAAUGCCACACAGCUCUUUAGUUGGCGCUAAUUCUAUUCUUUUUACUGGAUUAUUAUCAGACAACAAACUCAUUUCUGACAUGAUUGACGGUGAGAGGAUCACGGAGAUGAGUUACAGAGAAUUCUCACUCCGUCCCGCCAUAGUGUCAGCCCUGCGCAGUAGCUGGUGGCCCGCGCUUCGCCGGUUCAUGGUGACGCCUGUCCUCCGAGCAGUAGACAAUGACGAGCCCAUGGACUUCCUCACAGAAGUCCGCCGCGUGGUGGUCGUCUUCCUCAACAUCAUCACCAGGACCGUCACCGAGGAUGUGCUUAUCAAUAUCGUCGAUAACGUUUACAAAUUCGUUUGCAGCUUAGCGUCAGAAGCUGGCGGGCUGGUGAAUAAAGUGUCCAUGUUCGACAAGGACAUGAUGUUCCUCGUCGUGUUUGGACUGCGCGGGCUGAAGCACGAGCAAGAGGCGCAGAAAGCGUUGCUGUGCGCUUACCAGCUGAAAGCCAAGUUGGACACCGCUGACUCUAACAUCAUCAGCGUGUCUAUUGGUGUCACUUCGGGUACAACAUACUGUGGAGUGGUAGGACAUGUGCUAAGAAGAGAAUACACGGUGAUAGGGCCAGCAGUGAACAAGGCAGCACGGCUGAUGAUGGUGUAUCCGUAUAAGCUGACUUGUGACAAGGAAACGUUUCUCCGAAGCAAACUAGAACAGGAGUACUUCAAACUGGUGGAGCCCAAGAUCAUCAAGGGCAUAGCAUCGGUUGGGCCGAUCUAUGAGUUCAAUCUAAUGUGGUCAGAACGCCUGUGCACCUACCGUCACCCACUUUUAGGACGGAACGACGAGCUUAGGAGGUACAAAAUGAUUCUCCUCAACGCGCUGAACGAAUGCCAUGAGAAAUUCACCUCCUACAAGAACCACAAGUUUGGUGUUGCUUUUAUUGGGUCGAAAAUGAUUGGCAAAAGACGGCUGGUUGAUGAAUGCCUUCGCUUGACUCCUAGUUACAUGCAAAUAGAGAAAAUUGAUUGUAGUGAUCAGACUGAGAAGGUUCCGUUUUGGGCCUUUAGAAAAAUAAUGUCAAUGGUUUUUACGUUUCGAGACGAACCCAUAAUUAGACAAAACUUUGAAAAUAUGAUUAGACACACCUUGGACUCAACAGAACUGUGCCCAUUGGAGUUACACGCUCUGAACACGAUAUUCGACAUGCGUUUCCCAUUGCCCGAAAAAUUUACCUAUUCUGGAGACAUCCUGACUGAUUAUGGCGUUAAAAAUUUACUCAGAGAAUUGAUUAAAACCAACUUCCAGAGACUGUGGAUAUUGACAAUUUACGAAGCGCAAAACAUUGACGACGAGUCUUGGCGAUUGAUGCUGUUGUUCUUGGAGUCCAAGACCACGUUUAUAGUCAUGACGAUUUCUGAAGAAACCAAGUUGACGAAUGUGGGACUGAUCUGCCUGAAGAACCACAUGAUAGUAAAUUUCCGGAUGUCGGGCGUCGACCGCUGGUACCACGCGGCCAUGGCCUGCCAGCUACUGGAUGUACAAGCCAUCCCAGCGGACUUAGAGAAAGUAAUUGAAUGCGCGAGUGGCGGCGUGCCGGGCUGGAUUCAGAACUUCCUAAUAUCCCUGGUGCAGCGAGGAGUCCUCUCCAUAGUGACGGUCUCCCGGAGCGAAGCUGUGGAGUUGGGCGCCAUCAUGCCCCCGCCGCAGCUGCUGCAGAGGACUGAUGAUGAUGAGAACUACUCCAUCGAGUUGCCGUUCAGAGCCCCUAGCUAUAUGAGUAUCUACAGCAUCGUAAGUGUGUCCACCAAGAAGAGCGAACGCGGAGGCAGUCCUGUGGUCAUGCAGACCCACGACACGGACACAAUCCAGAUGGCCGUGCUUGCCGAGGGGUACAGCUUCCUGGACAUGAGCUUUGACAUGACCAUGGACGCGGUGAUAUUGAAAACGUACGAUUCUCUGACUCCAUUCGAGAAGAUGUUGCUGAAAUGCGGUUCAGUACUGGGAGACGUGUUCUCUCGACGGAUGCUUCUGUAUUUACUGCAAACCGAGUCGCACAGGAUCGUUGCUCAAGGUACCUUUUUAAUUCUUCUUCGUCCACCCCUUUUUCCAGGUUACUUAUGGUUGAGUCUUUUUUGUUCUUGUCUUGGCACCAGACAGCCUCCUGACUGCCGCGAUCUUCCUCUAUAUGCUUUCUGCGGGUACAUGAGAUUCAGACACUCGUUGUUUCGAACUACUACAUACGAGUUGCUGACAGAAAGUCAGAAGCACGAGAUGCACUACCGAGCGCUGAUGUUUCUGGAGCGAUACACUCGGCGAUGCUCUGCUUGCGGCUCGGGUUGCUUCGUGAGGCUGUUAGGGCUGCGCACCGACGAUGGUCUUCGUGCCGAGAAUGAAGAGUUGAAGCGUACUCGACAGCAGAUUCGUAACCUAUCAGCUGAGACCAGGGUGGCUGGAGAUUAUGAUGUUGCUAGUGUCGUCACCAAGACACGGUCACAGUUCUCGAUACAGCCUAUAAUCAGAGGAAUGCCUGGAGACUUUCAUAGUGAUUACGAUUCAGAAGAAAAAGUGAGAAACACCAACGACUCCAUAGGAUUGUACACAAACAAGCAAGUCCGAUCGUUUUCGUCCCUGGAACUCGGGAACUGCGAGUGCCUGGCAAUACUGCUAUCCGUCUACUGCCAGAUAAUAGACCACUGCAAAGGAGCUAAUCAAAACCUAAAACUUUAUGAGGCCUACAUGGAAUACAUCGAUUUGAGUAUAUUAAAGUUAAACAUACCUCAAGCCAUUAGACUGCUGUAUGAAGUGGAAACAUUCGUAAAGACGGCAUUUCAAGACGAAAUGCCUCAUUGGAUAAACGAUUUCCGCCUUGCCAGCAUUCACUCCCUGCGAGGCAUGUGCAUGCUGGAGUCAGGAGAUCUGGGUGAAGCCAGAGAACAGUUCUUCACAGCCAUGAAGUUGUAUAGGAACCCCUUUCCCGAAACCAAGUUUGACAUUGGUCUCAGCAAGAUGAAGAUAGCAUUCCACCAGGUGAUGGCCAUGUCAGUGGCUCCGCAGUGUUACCACAUCAGGGACCCUGGAUAUCUCGGGUAUUAUUACGAAGACCUCGCCCUCACUUUGAACAGGAUGUACCGGUUGUUUUUGGAGACGAAAGAAGAAGACUUGGCGAUACUGGCAGCUAAGUGGUCGUACAACUACGCAUUGCGCACGAAUGCUAAUUUUCGUAUUCUGUGCAACAGCUAUGGGAACAUGAUCGCUGUAUAUCGCCAGAAACAAAAGUUUUCCAUGUGCCGUGCUCUGGAGAAGCGAGUGAUGGAGUUGUGUCACCGCAAGAGAGGCCAGCUGGAUGUCACCGAAGUCCAAGCGGUUUGCUAUCUAUACACGGCCUUGUUUUUAUUUUUCGUGGAGUACGGCAAGAAGAUGGAGAGCAUCAUGUUCGGUCUGUCGGUCAUGCGCAUGAUGAGCAGCCUUACCGACCUGAACACGCGCCAGCACCUCAUUCUGUGGAUGCUCAAGUUCCUGCUCUCAGACCUCAGGAUCCAAGACAUGGUGGCCAUCAUGAGGGAGUUCUUCUACAUGGUCGAUCAUUACGACUUGAGCUCGGAAACAUGGUACUAUUUCUAUGCAAUAAUAAUAUUGCUGGACACUGGGUACUGUGUGGAGCCUUACAGUGCAUGUGAGAAGUUCUACAUUAAGAAGGGCGAUGCCAUCCUGAGGUCGAAGUCGCCGGAAGCAGCUUGGAACUACUUCGUUGGCAUGUGGCUCAUAACAAUUCGAAUCGGCGCUUGGGAGAGAUCCAUACUUUGGGAGGAGAAAAUAAAGAAACUACAAGGAAACCUGAAAUAUGAGAAAUAUGAAUUCGGUACCAUGAUCGUCGUGCGGUUGUUGGAGGGGAUGUUGAUCACAUUAGUGAGAGAGAUGAGCAACAGAAACAUCAAGAAGACAAUAUUACUAGAGGAUUCAGUCAGCAAGAUGCUUUCGGAUUUGAAGACUGCAUGUAAUCGCGCUCCCAUGUUCGCGCCAAGAUAUUACCUCCUACUCGCGUACUUCGAUUACAUCCGAGGCAAGAAGAUGCGCGCGUUCAGCCACAUCAACAAGUCAAUCGACCUAGCCCGCACGAAUGCGCACGCGCCUUUGAUGUACUGGGGAGAACACACCAGAGACCAUUGGAAGGGAACUUUGCCAAAAAAUCUUGAAAAUUACUGGAUCGAACACGUGGAACCUGAUAACUUGCUCGAUUAUAGAGAUUUUGAUCCUAACAACAAAAUUGUACCUUACACUCUUCCAUUGCCAAAGGAUUUAGAGUCUUAAAGCGCUAAAUGGACACACAAGGAAUCUGAAGUCUCGUAUACAAUAAGUAUGUUGAAUUGACUGUUCAUGUUAAUUUUUAGUUUAUUUCAUGACAAGUUUGUAAUUCUUUAAUAAUUAGGAACUAAAGUCUAAAAUGUUAUUGACUGUUCAUGUUAAUUUUUAAUUUGUCUUAACAGGAUUUUAGUUCGUUAUUAUUUACGUAGUAAUGUCUAAAAUGUUUUUGUUUUUUAAGUGAAUGUACCUAAUUAGAUUCAAAAAGAUUUACGUCUCUUAGGAAAUAGACAUGACGAAUACUGUACCGAUAAGAGUCUUAGUUGAAAAAGGAAGAAAAUGUUUAAGUUCAUAAAAAUUUUAAUUUGAAUUAAAUAAUACGUACUUAAUAUAUAUCUUUUAUUAUUGUGGAAUAAAACAACACAAUAUUUAAUAGGCAAAAUAUUUUAAUCAAUAUAAAUAAUAUGGUACCUACAAGCAGAGCAGUCACAUAGAACUUUUAUAGAACAAUAUGUGCGUGAUUGUUUAAAUCGAAUAUUUUACAAAAUAACAAUUAAAAUUAUGUACCUUAGUUUAAUUAUAACUAAAUUCUGAAGGUACUUUCUUUGCUGAAAUAUAAUUUUCGUAGUUGCUACUAGUCUCGAUUAGCAACAUAUAUCGCUCUCUUUCAUUUAUAUGAAUUAGAAGCAUGAUUCGCUAUAUUUCGAGUCACAACAGAAAUUAAUGAGACACCAUAAUAUGCAGAGUAAAUGUUGCUAAGUGGACAUAUUACAGUCUGUCUAUGAAUAGUGGAAAAUGGUAUUUUUGCGAACAAAUUUUUUUCGCAAUUGUAACACCAAAUAACUUGGACAAGAUAAACACCCAGUGUUGUAAGCCAAGAGGACACAACGCCCUUAUUUAUUUUAUACUCUUUAUAGACAGACUGUAUUACUACAUAUUGCAUUUGAAAAAUUAUGACUUAAAUAUCAUCAGUUACAAAUUAUAAAAAAUACUAUCGGGUAAAAUGGAAAAGUUUCACUACAUACUAAGCAAUAAGUUGUUCGAAUAACUAUAUAAGAUUUUUUAUUAAUUUGCUGGACAUUUAGCAUAUCAAACUAAGUGAAAAACAAGAAUAAAAUAAAAUUAUACAACUUAAAAUAAUUGAAGAAAUUUAAAUUUGAAGCAGCACAUAAGUGUAAUAACCAAAAUAAAUAACAUGCAUGCUGCGUUUUAAAAUAAAUCACUGAUAUAAAAUGCCUGUUUCGCUGCUUGCUGAUAUCUAAAAAAAUUAUGUGAUGAUUCACAUAUCUAAUCACAAGUGUUGGAUUAGGCUAACUGGCAAAUAACAUCAGGCAGACUAAUAUGCCUGUUUAUCUGUCAGAUUACAAUUUAUUUCAUCACAAAGUGAUGAAUCUUUUUUGCAUAUUUUCUGGCAGAAAGCAGUCUGUGAAGUGACUGUUCUGCGACAGUAACCAAUCAAAAGGAAUUGACAACCUCAACAAAACAUCAAUAUCAACAUAAUUUCACAAACAAAUAAAUUACACAGGAAUGUAAAUCGAACAAUGAUCAUUGUAAAGUAAUUCGAGGCUAUCCAAAAAAAUAUUACGUCACUCGACUUUUUAACACAACAGCCCCCACCCCCCUCUCAUUGUCAUAGACACAGAUUUAUGAGAACUGCACUCUCCCUCCUGAGUGGAGUCUUACAAAUGUCUGCUGCUGUGACCAUAUUUUAAAAUUUCACUUAACAUUUUUCACACGAAAAUAGCAGUUUUGUAAUUAUUUAUUUUCUAUUUCAAUACUUUUGUCGUAAAAUUAAUAUCCAGUUUUUCAAUGUUUUUUAAUUGUGACGUUGCAAAACUAAAAUGGAAGACACCUUACAUUAUGAUGCAAAAUAAGUAAGCAUGAAUACCUAUAUAUGUACAUGUACAACUGACAUCUCAGUUUUUACGUUUAAUAACUGGUAUACUACAUACUACCCAUUGAUUUUAAUCAUUAAUAUCAUUAAUAAUGACUAAUUCAGAUCUAAUCACAUUAAAACCACUGUCACAUGAUUUAAUAAACUUCCCUGCAUUUUUUUGCGUUUCGCACAUAAGUACCUGAUAAUAGGUAUGACGGUACAGAUUGUAGGCGAUGCGAAAAAUUAUUAUCAAUAAGAAUUUGAGAACUAAACGUGUCACGUUUCCAAAAUGUUACCACUAAUAACUGAUUCCAUUUGUAUUAUCGAAGUACCAAAUUUUAUCGAAAUCUAUUGAGUAGUUUUUGGAUAAGUUAUAAUAUUAAUUGUAUCUAAUAAAAAAAACAUUUUUAGUUUCUUUCAGUUUAACUUUUGGUAUUGUCAAUUGUAUGUCAUAAUAGUAAUUCCAUAAUAGAUUAUAUUUAAUUUAGGGGUAUAAUUCGAGUUUUAAAUAUUGGAAAAGUAAUUUGUUCAUGAUAAUGUCCCCCAACUGCAAAACUUAUAAAUUUCCUAGUUUACACAGUAGAACAUUUUUAAUUCAAAAUUCCUAUAAUUCCCCAAUAAUUUUGCCAUUUCAUCUAUUUUUGUAUACUAUCUAUAUUUUCUACAUAGUGUAGUGUUUAUAACACACACAAAAGCAAUCCUAAUGAAAUUAUAAAAACUAUACAAGUAAAAAAUAUCUUUAAAGAUGGAUUUGUUAGCUGUAAUUAUCCCUACAAUUAUGAUACCCAAAAGUAAAUAAUAAGAUUUUUAAUACAAUGUAGGUAUAUUAUUUACUUCAGGAUAUUAUAUUCAUUAUUUUUUCAAUUAAAAUUGUAAUAUUAAGACUAGUUUAAUUCAUUUUCAAUUAAUUCAUAUGUGUUAUUUUCAAUGUACCUAACAACUUUAUAUAUUGUUUAAAGAAAUACAAUACAAUUUUCUGGUUGAUAUGUUUGAACUAUGAUAAAACAAAAUAUAAUUUACAAAAGAAAGCCCAGUUGAUAGACUGUCAUCGAAA
Plodia interpunctella (Indianmeal moth) is the source of this 10778-nucleotide messenger RNA. RefSeq names its product adenylate cyclase type 10-like. The coding region runs from base 2692 to 7857 and encodes 1721 amino acids. NCBI's taxonomy places the organism in Eukaryota, Metazoa, Arthropoda, Insecta, Lepidoptera, Pyralidae. The transcript has 37 exons. The record is from RefSeq and is a predicted model, not a curated record. Gene Ontology annotation, cellular component: cytoplasm. Gene Ontology annotation, biological process: intracellular signal transduction; cyclic nucleotide biosynthetic process. Gene Ontology annotation, molecular function: adenylate cyclase activity.